UUCCUCCUUGGAGGCCAAGCACUAACCACCUGGCAUUUGUGGGGGGGAGGGAUUCAGGCACCAUGGCCGAACAGCAGAGCCCACCGGGGGAGACGGCGGCUGCCGAGAGCCCAGAAGAAGCGGGGCACAACUUCAAGGUCACCCUCUUUGAGAUGGAGAACUUCCAAGGCAGGAGAUGUGAACUGACAGCCGAGAGCCCCAAUUUGACGGAGGAGCUGGAGAAAGUGAGCUCGAUUCAGGUGGAGUCCGGCCCGUGGCUGGGCUUUGAGCGGCAGGCCUUCAGUGGGGAGCAGUUUGUGCUGGAGAAGGGGGACUACCCCCGCUGGGAUUCCUGGUCCAACAGCCACAGCAACGACAGCCUCCUCUCCAUCCGGCCCCUGCCCAUUGACGGCUCUGAUCACAAGAUCCACCUCUUUGAAAGCUCCGGCUACGGAGGGAGGAAGAUGGAGAUCGUGGAGGACGACGUCCCCAGCUUGUGGUCGCACGGCUUCCAGGACCGCGUGGCCAGCAUCAAGGCACUGGAUGGAAUAUGGGUGGGCUACGAAUACCCCGGGUACCGUGGCCGGCAGUACGUCUUUGAGAAGGGGGAAUACCGGCACUGGAACGAGUGGGACGCCAGCCAGCCCCUGAUCCAGUCCGUGCGGCGCGUCCGGGACCAGCAGUGGCACAGGCGGGGCUGCUUUGAGGGCAGCUAAGCGGGCAGUGCCUGACGGGGCCAAGGAGGAG
This is a messenger RNA of Heteronotia binoei (common prickly gecko), 726 nucleotides long. RefSeq names its product beta-crystallin B3-like. The record is from RefSeq and is a predicted model, not a curated record. Gene Ontology annotation, biological process: visual perception; lens development in camera-type eye. The coding region runs from base 63 to 695 and encodes 210 amino acids. The transcript has 5 exons. Lineage: Eukaryota; Metazoa; Chordata; Lepidosauria; Squamata; Gekkonidae. Gene Ontology annotation, molecular function: structural constituent of eye lens.